This is a messenger RNA of Neltuma alba, 585 nucleotides long. RefSeq lists its product as uncharacterized. The record is from RefSeq and is a predicted model, not a curated record. Gene Ontology annotation, molecular function: zinc ion binding; nucleic acid binding. The coding region runs from base 1 to 585 and encodes 194 amino acids. NCBI's taxonomy places the organism in Eukaryota, Viridiplantae, Streptophyta, Magnoliopsida, Fabales, Fabaceae. The transcript has a single exon.
AUGACGGCUGAGCAGUACACGACGUGGUGUCAACCGUGGAUGAAUUCUCUGAUAAUUAAAGUUCUGGAGACUCAUGUUCAGCGGCAUAUACUCAUUGACAGAGUUCACAGGAUGUGGAAAUCGAAGGUCAACCCAAUGAAGGUGACCCCUCUUAGCAACGAUUACUACAUCAUCUCCUUCACUAGUAGGGAAGACCGAGACUAUGCUUUUCAUGAAGGACCCUGGAUGAUAGAUGACCAUUACUUAUUAGUGCAACGCUGGUGCCCUAACUUUAACCCAUGGAAAGCAGAUAAUCAAAGGAAGAUUACGGCGUGGAUUCGUAUCCCAGACUUGCCAAUGGAAUUCUAUAACGUUGAAUCUCUUGGAAUGAUUGGGAACAUGGUGGGCAGAACGAUUAAAAUAGACCGAUCGACCUCAAUCUAUGAUAAGGGAGGUUUUGCGCGCUUAUGCGUAGAGAUUGACUUGCAACAACCGUUACCCACGGCGUUCACGGCCUUCGGUGAGGAUCGACAAAUCGUCUAUGAAGGGCUUCACAUGGUUUGCUUCCAUUGUGGAAGAUACGGACAUCAGAAGCACGCGUGCUGA